AUGGGUACACAAGAGGGUGUACAAAUACAAAACAGGGGCCAGACUCCUGAGAAUUACACAGGUGGAAUUUUAUCACAAUAYAAGGUCUCCAGAAUGACACCUAAUUUUGCUAAUCCAUCUGCAAUAGCAUUUAGUCCCUUGGAAUCCAGUACAGAGAAACAUUCGUUGGAGCGAAUAGGUCCCUUGCCUCUGCAAAUCCCUGUAAGAGCUGCUAACACUUCUGCCUUUGUGGWGUCAGCUAUCCCAAUCGGUCCACUGUAUACCCAGCAGAUACCGCCAACAAGAGCAAAAUCUCCAAAGCUUGGUCGGAGAAAGAACUUGACUGUGGAGAACUCCGAAGGAAAUGAUAGCAGCAGCUCUCGAUCAGGCAGGCUGAGUCUUGAUGAGAAAAGCUCCCAAGAUGGCCUUGCCAAGGGAACAUCAGUAGAAACCAAGAAGCCCCUCAGAAAGUCUCUUCCUAAACUGCCCUCUCAAAAGUCCACUUUAGCCAGUGCAACAGAUGGUGACACAGCUCCUACAGAAGAAUCAGAGGAUCAUAACCUAGAAAAGGUGGCUGCUCCAGCUGCUGUUCCAUGCCAAACUGAGUCCAACCAAAAUGGUGGGUCUGUUGCUGAAGAACAUGUAGAACCCUUGGAGCAGGAGACGGAACCCAUUGCAGCAGAGAAUUAUGUGGAGCAGCAGUGA
Nelumbo nucifera (sacred lotus) is the source of this 684-nucleotide messenger RNA. The record is from RefSeq and is a predicted model, not a curated record. NCBI's taxonomy places the organism in Eukaryota, Viridiplantae, Streptophyta, Magnoliopsida, Proteales, Nelumbonaceae.